Messenger RNA from Sitophilus oryzae (rice weevil), 1848 nucleotides. RefSeq lists its product as uncharacterized. NCBI's taxonomy places the organism in Eukaryota, Metazoa, Arthropoda, Insecta, Coleoptera, Curculionidae. The coding region runs from base 1 to 1848 and encodes 615 amino acids. The record is from RefSeq and is a predicted model, not a curated record. The transcript has a single exon.
AUGCGGGACAUCGGCGGCAGGGUGUUGAUCAGGCGGACCCCUGUCAACCAAAACACUACAGCCGAACUUUCAGAGGACACCGAAAUACACCAGGGAUCCUCCACUGUCGAUUGUGUUGUGCAGCAAAAUGCUGGACCCACACGUGCAGAGAACCAACAAAACAAGCGCAUGAAAUGGGAUAAUAAUACCAAUAAACAAGUCAUGCGAUCAUAUUUUAGAGUAACAUCUCUUGAAACUGAUCUGACAAUGUACAGGCAAAGAAUGCAUAAAGACUUUACGGCAGCUCUUCCCCAUUACAAGCAUUUAUCAGAACAAAGAAUAGCAGACCAAAGACGGGCUAUUAUUGCUAGGAACUUACUUCCUGAGUUGGUAAUUAAUCAGAUUAAAGAAGAUAUCCGUAGAGAGCUUUUACAGAGUGGCCCGUCUAACCCGGAUGCCUUUGACCUGGAUAACCUCGAUAGGGAUGGGGAGGGCGAGAUAAAUACCGUAGAUGAAGAAGCAGACAAUAACUAUGAACCCGAUGGCCCAUCACAUGGCCGUACUAAUGGCAUUAUUGACACCAACACCAACCAAUACAGAACACUAAUCCAGAAGAACCUAAUCCAAUAUCGCGGCUCAGAUCCACUACAAAGACCGCGCAUACCUGUGUUACUGUACAAGCCAAACGUUAACUACGUUAUCUCAGCUGUAAAUCAAGAACUAGUAAAACUGUUAGAACAAGAUCCUUCUCUCGAAGACAUUCACCUCCUUGUUUACUGCGGUGCUAGAGCAGUCAUUGAGGGUAAUGGACAGAAAAUAUAUACUAGUAACACCCGGGCUGAAAAGUCCCAAGAUAUUAGAGAACCGCCUUGGCAGAUUCGUCUUAAACGGAAGAUUGAGAACCUCAGAAAGCAAAUAGGCAAAACACAACAAUUGUCAAUGGGAAAUAAUAAACCGCGAAUACUUCAAAGCCUACCACCAGCAAUCUAUUACCAGAUUUCGCAUUCCAAUCCUGCCCAAAAAGAUAGUGUCAUUCGCGAUUACCUUGACAGUCUUAAGCAGCGAUUAGCUGCAUUAACCAAACGAUUAAAGCGAUACACGGAAAGCCACAAGCGCAAAACAGACAACAAACGCUUCAGACAAAGUGAGAGACAAUUCUAUAGGGAUCUUGAUAAAAGUAAAAAGCCCGAGCUUCGAAAUGCUCCCACCCCUGAAGCUAUACAACAAUUCUGGACUGGUAUAUGGGGCGUGGAUACAAAACAUAACGAACAUCAAACAUGGAUUGCGGAGGAGACGAGGAAGUACGAAGACAAGAAAAUGAAUCCAGUAACUUUUUCAGAAAAGGACAUUCGAGAUACCGUUAGCACACUUGCAAACUGGAGAGCCCCAGGACUGGAUGGUGUACAUAAUUUCUGGUUUAAAAAGUUUUCAUCGCUUCACGAAUAUAUGGCAACAUGUUUCAACAACAUCCUUCAAAAACCAGAAACAAUGCCAAAAUUUAUGGCCAGAGGAUAUACCUACCUUCUCCCGAAGAAUGAAAACUAUGAUGAUCCCUCAAUGUACCGUCCUAUUACCUGCUUACCAACCUUAUACAAAAUACUUUCAGCUAUUAUUUCAAACAAGACAUAUACUUACCUUGAGGAGAACAACAUCUUAACUCCAGAGCAGAAAGGAUGCAGGAAGCGAGCAAUAGGAUGCAAGGAACAGGCGGCCAUAGACGCAGUAGUACUAGAACACUCCAGAAAGAAAAACAGAAAUCUUAACAUGGCAUACAUCGAUUACCAAAAGGCAUUCGACUCUGUCCCUCAUACCUGGUUAAUGCACGUGCUUAAAUUUACGGAAUCAAUGAAAAUAUUUCAACCUUCUUGA